Messenger RNA from Manis pentadactyla (Chinese pangolin), 2724 nucleotides. RefSeq names its product X-ray repair cross complementing 3 (gene XRCC3). Gene Ontology annotation, biological process: t-circle formation; telomere maintenance via recombination; double-strand break repair via synthesis-dependent strand annealing. Gene Ontology annotation, cellular component: Rad51C-XRCC3 complex; replication fork. The transcript is spliced from 8 exons. Gene Ontology annotation, molecular function: four-way junction DNA binding; ATP binding; ATP-dependent DNA damage sensor activity. The coding region runs from base 1059 to 2096 and encodes 345 amino acids. Lineage: Eukaryota; Metazoa; Chordata; Mammalia; Pholidota; Manidae. The record is from RefSeq and is a predicted model, not a curated record.
UCGGCGGGGUCACGGAUCAUCGAUGACCGCGGGCCGGCAAAGGGGACAGCCGGAGAAAAAGCCCUAGCGGGGUCCUAGCAAGGGUCUUCGAGCCGAGUGGGGUGCCCGGGCGGCGGCCCUCUGGGCUGUCACCCCGCAGGCUUGAAGGAGGCUGCCCAGCUGCAGGACCAGUUUGGGUGAAGGCAGCAGUCCAGGGGCAAGUGGGGUGAGAGGUCACCCAGGACCAUGUGAAGUUGGGUGUUUUAGAAGUGGGGAGAGGGCGGACCAAGUGUGAAAGGUGACAACCACGGAGAUGGGGUACAUCGUGGGAAGAACUAGUGUGCAUGGGUGUCAGGGUGGGUCUUCAGGACGCACUCAGUCGUCAGGACAGCAAAAGCUGGGGUCCUGGGAAAUCCAGGCGCGGGUAUCACUGGGGAUUGUGGAGUGCUCCAAGCUGUGGGGGUCGGGUACUGGAAAGGGCAAGGUCCCCGGAAGAGCAGGGUGGGUCCUUAGGAGGGACAAGAGUCUGGGCCAGGCAGUUCUGGAGAAACUACAAGGGUGGCACUGGCAUGGCAACCCCACGUCACCUGUAAGAGCCCCCUGCCAACUGCUCUGGGAUGAGGGGGCACGCCUCACCCCUGCUGGGAGGAGAGGGAAGGUUGCCCCGUCUUCAGACUGGGCUGCUCCCCACGGGGCUGAAUGGCCCCAGGCAGACUCCCCAUGGAGACACACCUCAGGGAAGUUAAACUGGAGAAGGCAAAAGGAACCGCAUCCAGGUGAGCCUGAUGCGACGGAUCUCAUUCUACGCAUCGUCCUCGCCCUGGAGAGGCGGGUCAGCAGGGUCGGUUGCCAGCCCAUCCCUCAGCUGGGGGGUGAGCCCGCGCAUCAGUGGGGACUGAUCUGCCUGGCACAGCGUGGUCUCUGCAGCCUCUGGGCUGACGGAAACCCGUCACCAGGCGUCUGCACACGGGCGCCAUCACUGCUGCACUCGGCUCCCAGGCGGUUUUGAGUUGACAGCAGGUGUGUUGGAAUUUGUGUCCCUGGAAGUUACUCGUCUUUAUGUUCCACCCACUGAGGAAAUGGAUUUGGAUGAGUUGGACCUGAACCCCAGGAUUCUUGCUGCAGUUAAGAAAGCCAAACUGAAAUCGGUAAAGGAGGUUUUGCAUUUCUCUGGACCAGACUUGCAGAGACUGAGUGGCCUCUCUGGCCCUGAUGUGCAGUACCUGCUGAGAAUGGCCUCCUCACACCUGCGGGGAAGCAGCGUCUUCACAGCCCUCCACCUGCAGCAGCAACCGGAGAGCUUUCCCGCGCAGCACCAGCGCCUGAGCCUCGGCUGCCCUGUGCUGGACGGGCUCCUCCGCGGCGGGCUGCCCCUGGACGGCAUCACCGAGCUGGCCGGCUGCAGCUCGGCCGGGAAGACCCAGCUCGCCCUACAGCUCUGCCUGGCCGUGCAGCUCCCACGGCGGUACGGAGGCCUGGAGGCCGGCGCCGUCUACAUCUGCACGGAGGACGCCUUCCCUGACAGGCGGCUGCAGCAGCUUGUAGCCCUGCAGCACCUUCGGACCCAUGUUCCUGGGAAGGUAGUCAGGACGAUAAAAUUUGGUGACCAGAUCUUUGUCGAGCAUGCGGCCGACGUGGACACACUGCUGGAGUGUGUGAGUAAGAAGGUCCCCGUGCUUCUGUCUCGGGGCAUGGCCCGCCUGGUGGUCAUCGACUCCGUGGCGGCCCCGUUCCGCUGCGAGUUUGGCGGCCCGGCCUCGGUCCCCAGGGCCAGGUGUCUGCAGGCGCUGGGGGCCACACUGCGCCGGCUAAGCUGCGCCUUCAAGAGCCCGGUGCUGUGCAUCAACCAGGUGACAGAGGCCCCGGAGGAGCGGGGCGCGGAGCUCGGGCCAGUGGGCCUCUGGAAUGAGCGGGUGUCCCCAGCCCUGGGGCUGACCUGGGCCAACCAGCUCUUAAUGAGGCUGCUGGUGGAUCGGCACCGCCCUGAGGAGGCUGUCCUGGGCCAGCCCAGCCGCACCCUGCGUGUGGGCUUCGCCCCACACCUGCCCCCCUCGUCCUGCUCCUACACAGUCACGGCCGAGGGCGUGCGAGGGACGCCUGGGACUGAGUCUUGCUGACACGGCAGCUGCAGUCGGCUGGGUCCCAAGAAGCCCCGUUCCUGGCAGAGGCUUCCAGCUCCACGGGCGAGGGGGGCAGCACUGUUAGCUGGCACAGCCUUGCCAGAUUCGGGGCUCCCGGGAGGCAGACCAUGGUGAGCCUGGGUGAUGCCCACCGCCCUUUCUGUGCUGGUAGUACUGGGCCCCACCACACCGCCUGGCACAGCGCGGGAUGGCCUUGGACAGAGCUGUGCAAUGAGAAUGCAGAGGGCCCUCCUGGACCCUUCAGGACCAACUUGCUCUCUGCCAGGCCCUACCCUAAGUAUUUCAUCCAUGUUGGUAUAUGUCCUUUUUCCAGCCCUUGGACAGAGGGCAGUUCUGAUCCUUGCUCCCAGGUAGGGAAACUGAGGCAAGGUCAACGAGCUUAGCCAUCCUCCCUCAUCCUGUGCCAGGAAAGCCAAGGGCCCCCAGUCCCCCAGGCCAGCACUGGGACAGGCCGCACGUCCCUGUCAUCGGGCAGCCUCUGUACAGCUUUGUAGGGCAGGACGAGUCCAUUUAUAACUUUCAUCACCAUUUCGAAGUUAUCUGUGACCCUAAAAAGGCUAAGAAUGGCUGGCAUAAAAAAUAAAAAAUUAUUUUAGGGUUGGAA